AUGCCUCUGGCACCUUGGGCCGCGCUCGGCGCGCUAUCUCUGGCACUCGGAGAGGCCAUGCUUCCUGAUGCUGUGCCAGACGAGUGCAGUGCAGCGGAAGACUGUGGCUUUGUGGCAUUACAAACACGUGCUGUCUCGAACGUGAUCGAGUUUGACCAUCUGGAACGAGCCCAGUUUCGCACCAAGGGCCAAAAGUGUCAAGAUUUCAGGGUCACCGGAAAGGUUCAAAUGGUUCACUAUCGCAACUGGGCCGUUGGCAGAGCCCGAAGAUAUGGCGUCAAGGGAUGGGUGGCCAAUGGUGGUGAUUCAACCUUGGACGGCUCCCAUUCGCCCUGUCCCACCUGCGGCUGUGUCCUGGGACAUGUGGAGGGCUCGGCCUCUGCAGUCGAGCAGUUCGUGCGGGAGAUGUGUCGUGGUGGACCACCCAACUCCUACACCAAGUCCUGCAAGGUACACAACUCGGACUGUUUCAGUUGCGGUUCCUUCUACAAAGAGAACCGAUUCUGUAAAACUUGGGACGUGAAGCAGUGCAAGAGACGCUGUUAA
This is a messenger RNA of Cladocopium goreaui, 546 nucleotides long. NCBI's taxonomy places the organism in Eukaryota, Dinophyceae, Suessiales, Symbiodiniaceae. The record is from the annotation of a GenBank genome assembly.